Molecule: messenger RNA, 4852 nt
Organism: Archocentrus centrarchus (flier cichlid)
Lineage: Eukaryota; Metazoa; Chordata; Actinopteri; Cichliformes; Cichlidae
Gene: bicd1a
Product: bicaudal D homolog 1a
Exons: 10
Coding region: 54-2843 (929 amino acids)
Biological process (GO): positive regulation of receptor-mediated endocytosis; microtubule anchoring at microtubule organizing center; protein localization to organelle
Cellular component (GO): Golgi apparatus; cytosol
Molecular function (GO): dynein intermediate chain binding; dynactin binding; dynein complex binding
Source: RefSeq, a predicted model, not a curated record
GGCAAGGGGGGAUAUAUAACUUGGAGGCGCAGCGAACGCGAGAGAGAGGGGCGAUGGCCGCGGGUGGAGGAUGCGGGGAAUCGGUGGAUCAGUAUCGGGCCGAGGUGGAGCGGCUCGCGCAGGAACUGGCCGAGGCGAACCGGGAAAAGAUCAGGGCUGCAGAGUGCGGUUUAGCUGUCCUGGAGGAGAACCAGGCGUUGAAGCAGAAGUAUGCAGAGCUAGAGACCGAGCAAGAAACCCUCAGGAAGGAGUUGGAGCAAUUACAGGAGGCAUUUGGCCAGGCUUACACCAACCAGCGGAAGGUGGCAGAGGAUGGGGAGACCAAUGAGGAGACGCUGCUGCAGGAGUCAGCCUCAAAGGAGGCCUACUAUGUGGGCCGUCUGUUGGAACUGCAGACGGAGGUGACGCUUAGCCGCUCAGUUGCAUCCAAUGCCCAGGCAGAGAACGAGCGGCUCAACGCACUCGUACAGGAGCUACGAGAGAGUAACGAGAUGCUCGAGCUACAGCGGAGCAGAAUGAGGGAGGAGAUCAAGGAGUACAAGUUCAGAGAGACGCGGCUGCUUCAAGACUAUACAGAGCUGGAGGAGGAGAACAUCACACUUCAGAAACUGGUGUCUACACUCAAGCAGAGCCAGGUGGAGUAUGAGGGACUGAAACAUGAAAUUAAGGUGCUGGAGGAGGAGACUGUCCUUCUGAACAGCCAGCUGGACGAUGCAUUGCGCUUAAAGGACAUCUCUGAGGGUCAGUUAGAAGAAGCUCUGGAUGCCCUCAAGACAGAGCGCGAGCAGAAGAACAAUCUGAGGAAAGAACUAGCCCAUCACAUCAGCCUGAGUGACAGUGUCUAUGGAGCAGGGGCCCACCUGGCGCUAACCGUCACUGGAGUCGAGGGCCUCAAGUUCCCCGAGGAGACCAACGGAACGAACGGCAGCACCAUCCCUGCUGCUAAUGGCAACAAUGAGGACAACAACCGUUGCAACGGUCACUUUCAUGCUGGCUCAGGGAUAGCUAAGAUGAACGGGGACUACAGGCCCGGCCGGAAAGGAGACGGCCUUCACCCUGUGCCGGAUCUGUUCAGCGAGCUUAACCUGUCAGAGAUGCAGAAGCUUAAACAGCAGCUGCUGCAGGUGGAGCGUGAAAAGGCAGCACUGCUCAUGAACCUGCAGGAGUCACAGACUCAACUACAGCACACACAGGGUGCCCUGACUGAACAGAAUGAGCGCCUCCAUCGUCUCACAGAGCACGUCAAUGCCAUGAAACAUUUCAAUGGCGAUAAAGAGCUUGAUGACCCUCAAGAGAGUGAAAAACCUGAUGGAGGGUCCUUAUCGCCGCCAACCAAUAGCCACCAUGAUGCUGAUAUCCACGGGUUUGAGAUUCUCGAGUGUAAGUACAAGGUGGCGGUGACAGAGGUGAUUGACCUAAAAGCAGAGCUCAAGGCCCUGAAGGAGAAGUACAACCAGGCAGUGGAGGGACAGGGAGACAACCACGAUGACGACAGGGUCCAGGCACUGACUGAACAGGUAACACAGUUGGAGCGAAGUUAUCGUGAGAGCCGGGAAAGGGUGACAAACCUGGAGGCCGAGCUCCGAGGAUCCACAAGUACUGCCUCAGAGAGCCAGGCCAUGCUGAACGCUGCCCAGGAUGAGCUGGUAACCUUCAGUGAGGAGCUGGCGCAACUGUACCACCAUGUCUGUCUGUGCAACAAUGAGACACCAAACCGUGUCAUGCUGGAUUACUACCGCCAGAGUCGAAUCACACGUAGCGGCAGCCUCAAAGGCUCAGAGGAUCCCCGGGCUUUGCUCUCACCUCGCCUGGCACGACGUCUUGCGGCAGCAUCAGCCGCCUGCUCCUCUGAGUGUCCACGCAGUCCCAUGGACUCCCCAUCCAAAGACGCCCAACAUAACGAGACAACAACCCACAGCCCAGCAGACUCCUACCAUAGCAGCCCCACCCGCAACCACACUGGUUCCCCGGUCAUCGGCAUCUCUCCUUGCCCAUCUCCAGCACCUUCAGAUGCAGGUGGGGACCUGCGGAAGGAGCCAAUGAAUAUCUAUAACCUAAAUGCCAUCAUCAGAGACCAGAUUAAACAUCUGCAGAGGGCUGUUGACCGUUCACUGCAGCUAUCCAGGCAACGGGCUGCAGCUAGGGAGUUGGCACCCAUGCUUGACAAGGACAAGGAGUCCUGCAUGGAAGAGAUACUCAAGCUCAAGUCCCUGCUUAGUACUAAGAGAGAGCAGAUAGCUACACUCAGACUGGUGCUCAAGGCCAAUAAGCAGACAGCAGAAGUUGCGCUGGCUAAUCUGAAGAGCAAGUAUGAAAAUGAAAAAACAAUGGUGACAGAGACCAUGAUGAAGCUAAGGAACGAGCUGAAGGCUCUGAAAGAAGACGCGGCCACCUUCUCAUCUCUCAGGGCCAUGUUUGCCACAAGGUGUGAUGAGUAUGUUACACAGCUGGAUGAGAUGCAGAGGCAGCUAGCUGCAGCAGAGGAUGAAAAGAAGACACUGAACUCCCUCCUCCGGAUGGCCAUCCAGCAGAAACUGGCCUUGACCCAGCGCUUGGAGGAUCUGGAGUUUGACCACGAGCAGACUCACCGUACCCGUGGUGCUAAAGUGCCCAAGAUAAAAAGCAGCCCGCCAAAAUUUCUUGUAGAUUGUCAGCAGCCUGCUGCCUCAGUACCGCCACUCUCCCCACAAAUAAGGCGAGGGAGAACCUCCCUAGCACGCAGUCAUAAAUUUGUGGCAGACCUCCAGGAACACAACGCAGUCCUGUCCAGCAGCAGAAGCCUUCUCUCCCCUUGCGACCCUCGUAACUGUCUGGCCCAGCAACCCCACCUUCCCGGCACCUAACCGGUUCUGGUCCUGCCCAGGCCAAGACCUCAGUCUGGAAGCAGUCCUCCAGAGACACAGAACACUGGAUGGGGGUUCACUCAGUUUAACUCCCCUAAACCAAGCAGUCCAACCUGAUGCUUACUGGAUACUGUGACCUCCCUGAGCUUUAAGUGGCCCAGCGCUGUCAGGCCUGCUGGUUACCUGGGUCGCAGAAGAGGAGCAGGAAGCUCUCUUCAUCUCUGGAAGUGACCUCCUGUCCUGGAAACAGAAAAUGGAGAACUGACCUGAGGUGGAAACGCCAGUGACAAUGCACUGGAAUCUGCCACCUUCCUAGUAUUCCUCCUUGUAUUUAUUUAUAAUUUAUUCACUCUGUUAUUUAUUUCUGAGAUAUUUAUUACUUGUAUGUUUUGUGUGUGCGUGUGUAUGUGUGGGGUUUUUUUUUGUGUCUUUCUGAAAGAUGGAAAUCAAAGCAGUUUAACACAUUCACUACUGUACAUGGCCAUUUUUUUUUUCUUGCAAAAACGAAAACAGUGCAAAUAAAAGCAGAACUUGUUUGGUGACUAUCUGCUUUUGAAAAACUUUUUAAAAAAAAAAAAGUCAAAUAUUAGAUUUUGUCAGCAUAACAAUCCCCCCUUCCUUAAACUCAUAUAUACCAUUUUUACUUGAGGUGUUAGCAUAUAUGAGUUUGGUAAUCAGACUAAUGAAGGUAAAGAUAUGAUUAUAAGAACAUCGUUUUUGUGGGUUGAUUUCAGUGAUCUAACGUUAUUAGUCUGGAUGCUUGUGGGGGUUUUUUUACACACAGAUUGUUUUUUUUUUUUGUUUUUUUUGCUUAUCAAGUGCAGAAAGACUAUUUUAUACCUCCUUUAACUUUGAUUUAUCUAUUUUUUACAGCAGACUUUGCAGAUGUGUUUGUGUCUGUUACAUAGCUCAGGUCUCUUGGAGACUGGGAUAGAUGAGUGGCUGGGUGUUUCAGAUCAGGAUUAGGGCUGUUGGCCUGAGUUUUUUUUUUUUUUUUUUUCUUUUCCUUUUGAAUUGCACAGGUUUAAGUGACCGUGGAGUGAACUGACCUCCCUUUUUAACAUUAGCUAAGGACAGAGGAUUUCCCCAAAGGUGUGCCUCCUCUUAAGUACCUGUCACUGUCAUGUUAAAGUUGCAUUCUUACCAUAUUUUCUGUCAGAAAACUGUUAUCACCAUUAAUACCCCCAAUCAUGACAUUAACAAAAAUGCCAAACAUAAUCAAGCUUACACUUAUUUGGUCUCAAAACAUCACCUUGUUCAGCCAUCUCAACAUGCUUCCUCCAAACAAUAUGCAGUAAUUACAAGCACAAUUCUGCACUAUGCAUUAGAGCAAUACAAUAGCACCUGUCGUAGACUGAUCUGGGUAAGAUUUACCAAAUCUUUGAACCAUUUCUGUCAUCAUUAACUAACCAGCAGGCUGACAAAGAAUGAUAGGAUGAUAAAACAACCGAUUUUAAUAAAAAAUCAAGAUAUUGUUGCUUUUGAAACACUGAAAUGGACAGUCUGUGACAUUUGUUCCAUAGUUAAAGUCCCAUCUUUCUGUAGUCGACUUUUCUGGUACACUCAUAAUGUCUCUGAUGUUGGAUACAGUUGUUUUGUCACAUGGAUAUGGAAGGGAUAACUUAAAACUAGUCAGUAUUAGUGUUGUAAUGACAGCAUUUCUGUUACAACAGUAACAACUGAGUGAACUGUGUGUGUGCACGCGUGUGUGUGUAUACAUUUGUUUGAUUUAUCGUUGUUAAAUUGUUACUUUUGCAACUACAGAGUGUUGAAAACAUUUGUGGUCCAAAAGCAGUUUCUGAACCCCUGCAGGCUCAUUGGUGACCUAACUCUUGGUUUGUUUGCACAACAUAGCUAUGGAUGGGGAGAGACUAAUCUAAAAAUGGAAAAAAAAAAAAAACAUGGUUCAAAAUGAAUGCUAGCAGUACUGCAGUGGGUUUUAAAGUUUCUCCAUCACUCAAAACAGUGUUUAAUUGGUUUCACAACUAAAUAAAGAAAUUGUCCUUGGA